AUGAAGACCGCUGCCAGCGUCAACGAAGGCCCAUUUCGCUGUCCCCAGCGCGGAUGUAGUCGAAGCUACAGGCGCAAAGAACACCUUACUCGGCACUCUGCGAGCCACAGUCAAGCGCCAGCGUGCGAGUGUCCGUUUUGUGAUAAAGUCUUCUCUAGGACUGACAUUUUACGUCAACAUGUUCGGGCCCUUCACAAGGACAAGAAGUUGGAAUCUAGUCGCACGGUUAUAGCGUGUAGCCACUGUCGCUCGAGAAAGACGCGAUGCAAUGGUAGGGCCCCUUGCGAAGCAUGCUCACGCAGAGGUCUCCAAUGCUCCCUGUCGCAUUUGUCCUUGUCACGUCAGGGGAAUCCAAAGAAUGCUGAAACUCUGGGCUAUGUGGAGAUCUAUUUUGAGAAAUUCCAUCCGGUCUGGCCGCUUCUGCAUAGAGCGACUUUCGAACCUAGCCAGGAGCCUCCGAUUCUCUUGCAAUCGGUUGUCAUGAUGGGAAUGUGGAUGACUGGGGACGAGAAGAUGCAGUGUCAUGCAGUCAAACUACAUGACAAGCUUAGCUCCUUAGUCUACGAACAGCGAGACAAGUGGGCAGCCAUAAGCUCAGAGUCCGAAGUCCAAAGCCCCUGGCCCAUGGCAACAUACCAAGCCACCCUUAUUCAGAUCAUUUUCGCCUCCCUCAAAGACGCUCAUAGUCAAGUUGACAUUCAACUCGCCCGAACGAUCUCUACGAGCUGCUCUCGUCUAUUAACGACACUGACUGAAACUUGCCUUCGCAAAAACAUGUUCUUCUACCCAGAGAUCUUAGCCCAGUUCUGCGGCGACUCCGUCCCGGAUGUCUUCAUCUGGGUAGGCAUCGAGGAAGUCAAGCGCUUUGCACUCGCCCUUUACGAAGUGUGCAGGACGUGUCAUAUUCAGCGCGAAAACAGUCCUCGCAAUAGCCCUCGCAGUGCUAACAGGGGAAGAAGCCUUCUCACCCUGGCAGACUUGCAGUUCGCACUGCCUGACAGCGAUGAGCUCUGGCAUGCCACCUCGGAUCUGGCGGCUCGGCUGGCAGAAGAUGGGCCGCUUUAUUAUGACAAUAACGACGCUGCGGCCAAUUGGAUUUCUCAGUCAAGCGAGACUGUUGCAGAGGCACGAUAUGACAUUUGAUUGGUUAUAGUUGCGUCCGCGCAGUCAGGUACUCUCGGGUAGAUCGACUACCUUUAACUUCGUGAUCUCCGCACAGAAGUCGAAAGCCGUGAUGGAUCCAUGUCAGGAGCACGGCUAAGUAUUCUCUUGGCGACGCGAAAUUCCAGGGCUUUAUCGUUUCUCGUGAAGCUGGGAAUAUCACAAGUGUGGUUUGAUCCGCAAUCAUCAUGACGUCAACUAUGGACGAAACUCCUGCUUUCAACGGAAUAGACAUCCGAAGCAAUAGGCGAGCUGCAGUUAAAUUGGGACAACAAUCUUCGUUCUACAAUCGUAUCUCCCAGUUCAAUCUUGACAAUUGCAAAAUUGUAUCGCACAACCAUGUCUUGUCAUCAACACAUUCCCAGAGACCAAGAUGGGAUCCCCGGCUCGCCUCUCAGCACCAAAAGCCGUGUCCUGGAAGGCGGCGCCAGCAUGGUCCAAGAUUUCACGCCU
This is a messenger RNA of Aspergillus novofumigatus IBT 16806, 1614 nucleotides long. RefSeq names its product C2H2 type zinc finger domain protein. The record is from RefSeq and is a predicted model, not a curated record. The transcript is spliced from 4 exons. Gene Ontology annotation, cellular component: chromatin. Gene Ontology annotation, biological process: regulation of transcription by RNA polymerase II; DNA-templated transcription. Gene Ontology annotation, molecular function: zinc ion binding; RNA polymerase II cis-regulatory region sequence-specific DNA binding; DNA-binding transcription factor activity, RNA polymerase II-specific. The coding region runs from base 1 to 1143 and encodes 380 amino acids. Lineage: Eukaryota; Fungi; Ascomycota; Eurotiomycetes; Eurotiales; Aspergillaceae.